Messenger RNA from Aspergillus japonicus CBS 114.51, 772 nucleotides. RefSeq lists its product as uncharacterized. The coding region runs from base 76 to 597 and encodes 173 amino acids. The record is from RefSeq and is a predicted model, not a curated record. Lineage: Eukaryota; Fungi; Ascomycota; Eurotiomycetes; Eurotiales; Aspergillaceae. The transcript has 2 exons.
UCUCUCUCUCUCUCUCUCUCUCUAUUCUUUGCACCCCACUCAAGCUACAGCUUACGUGACCGACAUAUAAUGCACAUGUCUGGCCCUUUGACCCGUGCCUCUCUCCUCAACAUUCUCCUCAACCCACUUCUUACCGCAUCCACAUCCACCCGCGCAUCGGCGAUCAGUACGCCACGAUUCCAAUUCCAUCUCCCUGCUCAUCCACACUGCUUCGCUUCUCAGCUUUACCGUCACUAUAACGCCAGUUUCUGCUCAACGAUGUCGGCGACCCCUACCCAAGAGCCCCAGACUACUGGCACCGCCACCCUCUCGGAAAAUUCGGAAAAUCAGGAGCGGAAAGAACACCUCGCCCUUCCAGAUGCAAGCAGUGUCGACUCUGCGACGCGACAGCUCGACGUCAGUGGCGAUGGGACAUCCGUGAGGCUGGACCAUCUCGGCCCGUUGGUCGUCAACCAGGAUGGAACACUAUCGAGAAUCUCCAACUGGGAGCAGAUGACCGAGAUUGAACGGACAAAUACAUUGAGAGUCCUGGGCAAGCGGAACAAAUCGAGGAUGGAUGCUAUCAAAAAGGAACAGAACCAGGGACAGGAAAACUAGGUGGAUUCACCAACUGGCGCCGAGACAAGACACUUGGUCGCGUCGGCUGCUGGAAGCCGAUUCUGCGAAUUGGACGCAUUGCCGGACGGCGCGUCACGUUCAGAACUAUAUUUUGAUUAUAUAUCUCCCGCCUGGAGCAAUAUAUCGGCGUGUGCGUGUAACGCCUCGCUUCAAC